Sclerotinia sclerotiorum 1980 UF-70 is the source of this 732-nucleotide messenger RNA. RefSeq lists its product with no specific name. The transcript has a single exon. The coding region runs from base 1 to 732 and encodes 243 amino acids. Lineage: Eukaryota; Fungi; Ascomycota; Leotiomycetes; Helotiales; Sclerotiniaceae. The record is from RefSeq and is a predicted model, not a curated record.
AUGAGCACCUCUCCAUACAAUACUUCGAGUUCAUCGAAGACAAAGAGUCAAAGCCAAUCAUUCAGCAGUUCAUAUGCUGAAAUUCAAACCCCCUCAACCUCAGGAUCAUAUUCUGCACAAAGAUUCCAUACACAGCAGCAAUUAUCUUUCCUCGUUGGUGGAAAAUCCUACCUCUUUCCCGCAGUAUUCGGCGUCUACAGAGAUGGCUCGACAAAAUUGGUUCUCUCAGAGCACCACAUAACUACACCCUUCAUGAUAAUCACUACAUCGAAUCUCUCCGACAAACCUUCAAUUACUGUCUCCUCCCCCACCGCUGUAAUGGGAACCGUCAAGUUCCAUGACUCUUCUUCCAAAACCGAUAUCGUGGUAGGCAAUACUUCAUCAACACUACAAUCAUCAGGUCUUCUCUCACCAGUCUGGGACUUUACGUACACAUUUGAUAAUGAAAGUCAAGAAGAAUUUCAAUGGAAGCGAAGCUCCGGAGAAGCAGUCGCAGGCUUAGGGGGCAGGAGUAGGGGGUCUAAACUCGUGAGGAUUUCUACUGGGGAGGUUUUGGCUGCUUGGUCACAGCCAGCUACUACGAAUAUGGAUAUGGUGGCGAAAAUUGGUUUGUUAGAUAGUGGAAGACCGCAUGGAUGGGGUGAGAGAUGGGAGGUUACGGUUGUUUUGGGUGCGAUAGCACUUAUUGAGAAGGAUAGAAGGAUUAGAGAUAAUGCUUCUGCUGCAGCGUAG